GAAUUAUUCUGUCUGUUUUUCUUAGUUUCCCCUCUUACUUUCGUUUUGUUUUUUAUGUUUGUUCAUCCAUUUAUUCAUUUUCUUUUUAAGUAUACUUUUUCUGUUAUUUACUAUCGCCCUUUAUUUAUUUCCCUUCACUUGUCUUCACGUAUUUUCAUUCUUUCUUUCUAUUCCUUUUUUCGUCUUUCUUUCUGUGGUGACGGUAUUCCAAAUAUGCUCCAAGUUAUGCAAAUUCAUGAUUGCUUGCUGGCUGAUUAUGUUUUAAAGAAGCUAUGCGUUGCGGGAGAAGGUAAACAGGGAUAAUUUGAUUUCACGGAUGAUAUAAAAAGGAUGUCCUUAUCGAGAAGAGCUUAUUAAUUCAUGAGCACCGUAUUAUCCAAUUAUUCUGCCACCAUCUUUGCACUCCUACAAGCAGGGAACCCUUCAAUGUAAUUCCAGAGGAAAAUACAGUUUAGAAUACACUCUAUGAAAAGUUAUUUUGACAGAAAUUAGUUUCUGGACAAUUUCAAUGUGAUUUGUCGAAAUGUGGAGAGUGGGAUGGCUUUCCCAUUGCCAUUGCGAUUGGGCAAAAGCACCACCCCACAAACACAUUUGAUGCGGUUUCCUUUGGUGAUGAGUCUGAAACACUUAAUCGCUUCAUCGCGUGGAAGACGCCAUUGUUAGGGCUCGUUUGUGCUUGCGUUGUGUCGGGGGAGAAGGGCGGGGUGGGGGGGGGCUAUGGGCACAGAUUAUGACAGGGUGGGGGAAUUCAGCAAACACACAGCAGGGGCACAUUUGGAGGUGCGCAGAAAUGCACCGUCUCUCCCCAGAUACACCCCCCCCCAACCCACUCACCAAGGUAUUGAUUUACACAACAAAGAGGCUAGGAAGGGAAUCGAUACGCUCUCCAAGUGCAUUGUGGGUAUAUAUAAAAAUUAACCUUUAGAUUCAUCAACACUGUAAGAUUUCAAACACUGCCCCCCCCCCCCCCCCCCCCCACCUUCACUUGAAACCUGCAUGCACAUUCAUCCAACAGUUCCUCCUCUCAUUUCACACACACACACACACACACACACACACACACACACACACACACACACACACACACACAUCUUCAACAACAUAUGCAUACUGAAAACAACACCAACACACACACACACACAAACAAUCCACAUUUAUCCCACACAUCACGUACACACACAAAUGCAAGACACAACAAACACACACACACACACACACACACACACACGCACACGCACACAAACAGGCACACACACACACACAUGCAUAAACAAAAACAACACACGCACACAAAAUAAUCCACAUUUAUCCCACACAUCAUACACACACACACACACACACACAAACACACAUGCACACAAAUGCAACACACCCACACACACAUGUCCCACACAAACAUAUGCAUACACAAUAACAUCACACAGACACAAAGUAAUCCACAUUUAUCCCACACAUCACACACACACAAAUACAACACACAACCCACACACACAUACAACCGUGCAUGAAAGCCACGUCCCUUCCUCCGGCAAAGGCUUCUCUAACGGAUUCCCUGGGAGUGGGCGACACCUCCGUCUCCAGACUGCGCUGCAGGAAUCACACGUUGUCAUGGUCGCCGCCGCCGACGCGUGGCCAAUCUGUCACCGCCUCUCUGAGCGGCCAAUCGGAAACGUGUCUGCGCCAACCGCGACACGACAGAUUUGUCACAACCUGGAAGUUUGGAAAUCACACACACACACAUCCCCAAACACACAAACACACAACUUCACAUGUAUCUGUGCACACACACACAAACACACUACCUCACACGCAUCUGCAUGCACACACACACAAACACACACACACACACACACACACACACACACGCACACACACACACACACAAGCAAAUACGUACACACACACACAAACACAUACACACACACUGACAUGCACAAACACACAAACACACACACACACACACACACACACACACACACACACACAGGCCCAUCAUCUCCACGCUGGGCCGUCCCAGGCAAUGAGGAGGUGAAGAGAGAGAGAGAGAGAGAGAGAGAGAGAGAGAGAGAGAGCGAGAGAGAGAGAGAGAGAGACAGACAGGCAGGCAGGCGCUGCUCUGCCUGCUGAUCUCAGUUUGUUUAGCGAUUACGGGUUUAAGAUGUGAGAGGUGCGAUAUGAGACAGCGGCGCGUGGCUUGUGAGACGCAUCUCCCCAUGCGGCGACGGAGGCAGACAACAGACAUGAAGGGACUGAAUGUUACUUUUUGUGUGUGUGUGUGUAUUUGUGUUUGGCUCUGUGUGUGUCUGUGUGUGUGUGUGUGUUGGUUCAGCAUAAGGGCACAGGUAUAAGGAAACAGAGCAGCCCUGAAUAAACAAACACGGACAAUUGAUUUGCUUUCAGCUUCAAUUCUGAUCCCGAUGUAACCAAAGGAAGAGUCAGCAGUGAGCUCAUCUACGGGAAAUACCCUUUGUUCAAGUUGAGCAUCUCCAAGGGGAAGGAUGGGUUAGUAGUGGCUGGUCAGUCCAACGGUACCGGGUUCAAGAUCCGACCUGCGUGUAAAUGACCUGUAUCUGAAUUCACGGUGCCCCACUUUUGAUACAAUUAAAUUAAAUUAAAUAGUAAGAGUGGCCACAUCAACCUAUAAGAUGUCAUGCCCAUCAUUGCGCUAAAUUGCACUAAUUUGCCAUACUUUUGCACUAAUACUCAAGACAAACCUUAAGCAGUGUUUCAACUGUUCGCUGAUCACCUCAGAAGUCAUUCUGUUGCGUUACCAUCCUAACCCUGUUCCCUGGGAAACGAUAAACGAUAGAGCGACUAUUUCGACAUGUUGUCCAAAUGCACAGUGGGAUUCAAACCCAAAACCUUUUUGACUCUGGGAGUCAAAGCACCUUGAGCCUUGACUAUCCUGCCCCUCUGUGGCUGGUGGCUGGUCCGGUGGCACAACCGGUGCCCCGACGCUGUACUCAGAAGUGCCCGGGGCCGCUGACCUGGCUGGAUGGAUAAAGUAUAAAUGCUCAUGGGUUUG
Molecule: messenger RNA, 3025 nt
Organism: Gadus macrocephalus (Pacific cod)
Lineage: Eukaryota; Metazoa; Chordata; Actinopteri; Gadiformes; Gadidae
Product: LIM domain-containing protein A-like
Exons: 2
Coding region: 997-2127 (376 amino acids)
Source: RefSeq, a predicted model, not a curated record